Protopterus annectens (West African lungfish) is the source of this 897-nucleotide messenger RNA. RefSeq names its product olfactory receptor class A-like protein 1. NCBI's taxonomy places the organism in Eukaryota, Metazoa, Chordata, Ceratodontiformes, Protopteridae. The transcript has 2 exons. Gene Ontology annotation, cellular component: membrane. Gene Ontology annotation, molecular function: pheromone receptor activity. The coding region runs from base 1 to 897 and encodes 298 amino acids. Gene Ontology annotation, biological process: G protein-coupled receptor signaling pathway. The record is from RefSeq and is a predicted model, not a curated record.
AUGCCUGCAGAGACAAUCCUGUUUCACUUGGCAGUGGCAAAUCAGACCAUGUUCCUAACAAGAGGUGUUCCACAUUCACUGUAUGGCUAUGGAUUUAGAAAUCUCUUUGACCUUAAUGGCUGCAGACUCAUUGGCACCAUACACAGAGCCUCAAGGGCCAUGGCAAUCAGCUUAAUGUGCCUCCUUAGCUGCUUCCAGUGUGCAGUCAUUAGUACAGCUAACCUUUUGCUGAAGUAUUUAAAAGUAAAGUUGCACAAGCAUCUGGCACUUAUCAUUUUUUCCCUUUAUUUGAUAAACUCAGCUUCCAGUGUCACCACAGGGAUCUUCUCAGCUCCUGGAGGUAACACAUCACUUCUCAAAUAUGGAUUCAACUUUGGAUACUGUCUGGUGGUCUAUCCAGACCAGAUUACUUACCAAGUAAUAGGCUUUGGCACAGUGACUCGUGAUCUGAUAUUUGUAAUUCUUAUGAUAUUAGCCAGCACCUACAUUUUAUUGAUUCUCUACAAACACGGGAAACGUGUGAAAGGAAUAAGGAACUCUGAUCAAAGUUCUGCAAAGACUGCUGAAGGUCAAGCUACAAAAACAAUCCUCAGUUUAGUUAUUUUAUAUACUUUGUUUUUUGGGGCAGACAAUGUACUUUGGUUUUACCAAAUAGCAUCUACUGAACAGUCUGUAAAUUUCAUCACGGAUCUACGCCAUCUGCUUUCCAUGUGCUAUCCUGCAGUGUUUCCUUUCUUUGUUAUAGCCUUUAAUCCAAAAGAAAACGACCAGUCAGACUACCAGAUACAUUCUGCAAUGAAAGAAGACUCUGAAGUUAGCUGUGACAUAGUUGUAACAUUCAGACACACCAAACCUCUCACGUGGAGCGAUGCACGGCCAACCAAACUAUGCAAAUAA